UCAAUUAUCUUCCGUGUAGCAGCUAACGGCCAAAUAAAAGCCUGUGGUUCGGCGUUGAAGCAGAUGGAUAGCAACAUGGAAGGCCGGCUGGUUUAAUUUCUAACUGACAUUUAGAAAAAGACGCCGAUCAUGAGUGAGGCAGUCUCCGGGAUUGUAGAGGGAAUGGAUCGACAAAUCGAGCAGGAUUUUCUUCUAGAAGGCAAAAUUAGUGAUUGUUUUAUCACUCUCUGGAAAUCGUCCUAGUCCUGAAACAACAAAGCUGUGUGCGACAAGGACACCAUGUCGUCCGCCUCGGUUGGGAUGUCGGAUUUAUCGGACGAGAUCGUGUUGUGCAUCCUCCGUCACGUUCCGGUGUGCGACCUCCUGACCAACGUGGCAAAUGUCUGCCAGAAGUUGCACACGCUUUGCUACGACAAGACCCUGCUCACAAACGUCAGAUUGUCUGAAGAAUAUCUGGCUGAUGAUCAGUUGGUCCGUCUCACGCUGAAGCUGCUAGCCAAUCACGUGCAGUCUCUCAGCCUCAACAGCUGCUACUGGCUGUCGGGCUCCACGCUGGAGCAGCUCGGUCGCUGCAGAGGAGUCACACAUCUGGAUGUCACCGGCUGCCGCCUCACUUCCCUCUGCCUGUCGCGUCUCCUGUCCUCGUUGUCGUCGCUCAGGUCUCUGGCUUUCGACGUCAGGCCCUGUUUCAACUCCGCUCAGCUCAGCUCAGAGGCCGUGGAUUCCCUGAGCCGCCUUAAGGAGCUGAGGCAGACGCUGUGCACGCCGAGCUACGGCGUAGUGCCUUGCUGUGCCCAACUCCGCAAGCUGAUGCUGCAGUUUGACAUCCCUGAUGUGACCAGGGAAGGCGUCGGUGUGUGCUGUCAGCUGAUGGUCGGCCAGAGCAGCGUGCCACAUUACGAACAGCUGGAGGAGUUCACGGCCAGGCUGGCCCCAGGAGAGGUAAACCAGACGCUGCUCCUUCUCUACCUGGCCGUGUUUAGCGUUCACAUUCCGAAGCAUCUCAGGGUCUUCCUCGUUUCAAUUCCUGGUCCGAGCCCGGCCCACUGGCCCGCCGCGCCGUCGCUGGCCAAGAGCCUCGGUCGCCGUGGAGACCUUGUGGCGCUGCAGCUCCCGCGCACCUGGCUGGACCCGCUGUCCCUGAAAGAAGCUCUGGAGGGAAACAGCCCCAAGCACCUGAGCUUCAGCCGCUGCCCCGCCUUGUGGCCGCAGGUCUUUCAGUCGCUGCUGAACGGGGGAGUCAGAGACGCCGCGCAGCUCGUCAGCCUCAACCUCAGCGGCAUCAACCACGUCCCGUACUCGGAGUGCAGGAGCGUGGAGGAUCAGCUGGCGGCGGGGACGAUGAGCCAAGUGGCUGCGGCCUGCGCAAACGUUAAACAUCUCAACCUGAUGCACACGCAUUAUCACCACGAAUGCUCACCUGGGCUGGAGGGGGAAACGCACCUGUGUGCCAGCUUGGGGGGGUUCAAACACCUGCGCUCCCUCACCCUGCCCGCGUGCGCUCUGUCAGACGGCGUGAAAACAAACCACAUCUCGGCACGUCACUCGGCUCCCUCCCUGCUGUUCCAGGGACUAAAGAAGGCUCCGCGCGUGGGGCUCCCGAACUACAAACCUGACUCGGAGCCUUCCCUGGCCGGGGACAGCACCUCCGGACUGGCGUCGCUCAUCGCAGGCUGUCGCUUUUUAGAAACCUUGGAGCUCAUCGGCCCAGGCUUCGCCUCGGCGCUGCCUCGGCUCGAGCCGUGCACCCGCGCCGGCGUGGAGCCUCGCGGGAUGUGCGCUUGGGCGCGGGGGGUCGGCGACGCGCACCUGGCGGCGCUCGAGGCCCUACCCCGGCUGCGUCGCUUGACCCUGGCCGGGCUCCCCGGCGUUCUGAGGGGAACGGGACUGGUGCAGCUGGCCAGGCAGUGCAGAGACCUGCGGGUGCUGUCCUUAGCCAACCUGGGAUCGCUGAAAACCGUGAACUACACGGCCGCCCUGUUGGAGACACUCAAACAGUGCACGCAGCUGCAGGAGCUCAGGUUGGAGCAGCCGCACCUGAACGCCAACGCGUCUUUCUUUGAGGCCCUGUCCAGCUGCUCCCGCCUGCAGCGGCUCUGCCUCAUCUCGCGCAGCGGCGCCUUCGACCCCGUCGCCACGGAGACCUUCAUGGAGCGAUGCUGCCAGGUCAUCGUGUGCCACAUGUUCAUGGGCGGCACCCUGGUGGCCUGUCGGACGCUGCAGAAAUCCCUGCUGGACAGAUUUUCCGCUGAACGUUCGGCGCUCAGCGUGGUGAUCUAUCCGCUACAACACGAGGACCUGCCAUCCGUCAUCAGGGGCAUCCCGCUGACCCUGCUGGAUCGCAUAACGUUAUUCCAGAGCCACGUGGCACAACCUCCACAUUUAUCACCCAUGUGACGUGGCCGGUGAUCCUCUUCAAUGUAAUCGCUGCUCCUGGAAAAUAAAACGAUACAUCAGCGUAACUGUUUACAUUUGCAGGGUAAUUAUGGUUUGUCAAAGGGACAAAUGCUCGUUCAUGUACACAUGGGGCUACUUAGGCUACCCAGUCAUCAAUCAUUUCAGCUGUUAAGCCACUCUUGCUUUUUAAAAGAAGUGCCAACAAUAUUUAUAGUUAAUGAAACUUUGUAAAUGAUGCUGUGACUUAUCAAAUGGUCUAAUAAACUUCUUUGAGUAGUUUUUAAAUUA
Messenger RNA from Fundulus heteroclitus (mummichog), 2685 nucleotides. RefSeq names its product F-box and leucine-rich repeat protein 18 (gene fbxl18). Gene Ontology annotation, cellular component: SCF ubiquitin ligase complex. The record is from RefSeq and is a predicted model, not a curated record. Gene Ontology annotation, biological process: SCF-dependent proteasomal ubiquitin-dependent protein catabolic process. The coding region runs from base 280 to 2397 and encodes 705 amino acids. The transcript is spliced from 8 exons. NCBI's taxonomy places the organism in Eukaryota, Metazoa, Chordata, Actinopteri, Cyprinodontiformes, Fundulidae. Gene Ontology annotation, molecular function: protein binding.